UGACAGGUCAAAGUCCUUUGGAAGCUUAGUCAGCAUACCUAGGAUUAAUUAGUUGAUUGAUGUGUUUUCAAUCCUCCCCAGCUUUGGAUUCUAAGCCUUGUAUUGCAUUAGUAGUAAGGAAGAGUGUCAAUGGAUCCGUCUGUGGUCAUUGCUCUUGGCUUACUGCUCUGUAUGUCAUGUCUACUUCUCAUUUUAUCAUGGAAAAAGGGCUAUGGAAGAGGAAAGCUUCCACCUGGUCCUGUUCCUCUUCCCAUUAUUGGCAAUAUACUGCAGCUGGACCUUAAGAAUAUCCCAGAAUCUCUUUGCAUGCUAGCAAAAGAGUAUGGCCCAGUGUUCACUCUACAAUUGGGUUUUGAGCGUGUUGUGGUGUUACAUGGGUACCAGGCAGUGAAAGAAGCUCUCAUCGAUCAUGGGGACAAGUUUGCUGACAGAGCACUUAAACCACUUUUUGAAUUGGUGAGCAAAGGAUUAGGCAUUAUUGUAAGCAAUGGAGAGAGAUGGAAGCAAGUCCGGCGCUUCUCCCUCAUGACCCUGAGGAAUUUUGGGAUGGGGAAGAAGAGCAUUGAAGAACGAGUCCAAGAAGAGGCGAAAUACCUUGUGGAGGAGUUAAAAAAAACAAAAGGAUUACCAUGUGACCCCACAUUUAUCCUUGGGUGUGCUCCUUGCAAUGUAAUCUGCUCUAUUAUUUUCCAGAAACAUUUUGACUAUAAAGACCAGAAAUUUUUAUUUUUAAUGAAGCUCUUAAAUGAAAACGUCAAGAUCUUAAGUUCCCCAUGGAUUCAGGUCUACAAUUCUUUUCCAUCUCUAGUACAUUAUCUCCCUGGAUCUCAUCACAAAGCAAUUAAAAAUAUUAAUUUAGUAUAUGAAUUUAUUUUGGAAGAAGUGAAGGAACACCAAAGUACACUGGACUCCAGUAAUCCUCGGGACUUCAUUGAUUGUUUCCUGAUGAAAAUGGAGCAGGUACAGUGUGAACAGCAGGAAAAGCAACAACCACAGUCUGAAUUUACCAUUGAAAACUUGGUCCACACGGCAAGUGAUCUAUUUGCUGCAGGAACAGAGACAACAAGCACCACCCUGAGAUAUGGACUCCUGCUUCUCCUGAAACACCCUGAGAUAACAGGAAAAGUGCAUGAAGAAAUUGAUCGUGUGAUUGGCCAAAAUCGAAGUCCCUGCAUGGAGGACAGAAGCAAGAUGCCUUACACCAAUGCUGUGAUAUAUGAGAUCCAGCGUUACAUUGACCUGGUUCCCACCAACCUGCCCCAUGCAGUAUCAGAAGAUGUUCAAUUUAGAGAAUAUAUUAUCCCGAAGGGUACCACUAUAAUACCAGUACUAUCUUCUGUUCUCUAUGAUGAUGAAGAGUUCCCCAAUCCGGACAAGUUUGACCCAAGACACUUCCUGGAUGAAAGUGGCAAGUUUAAAAAGAGUGACUAUUUUAUGCCUUUUUCAGCAGGAAAACGCAUAUGUGCUGGUGAGAGCCUGGCUCGGAUGGAAUUAUUUCUGUUUUUUACUACUAUCUUACAGAAUUUUUCCUUGAAAUCUAUCAUUGACCCAAAAGAUAUUAAUACCUCCCCAAUUUACAGUGGAUUUACCAAAAUACCCCCUUCCUAUGAGCUCUGCUUUCUACCUUACAAAAAUAUGUGAAGUACCUCCCCUGUUUUCAAAUGCUGUAGAGGCUCUUCAUGUGCUAUGAACCAGCUGUAUUCAUUCCAUUGCCUGGCAAUGAAAGCCCUCUAUGAUUUCAGCUCAAUAUGCCCUUUUUGCUUAAUCUAAUACUCCCAAUUUCUGCCAACAUUCCCCAGAAAUUGCCUGUUCCUGGAAUAUUUCUUCUCUUCUCUUCAACUCCAUUGACUCGAAUCCUACCCAUCCUUCAAAUCACAGUUCAGAUGUCAAAUCCCUGUGACCUCUUUAGUACUUAAAGUCUGUACUGCACAAUUUAAGCCUGAAUUAUAUUCCCAUCUUAUGUUGUGUAUUCUUUCAGUAAUGUUAGUUGAUCUUGUCUUGUACUCCUCACUAGAUCUUAAGCUUCUUAUUAGUAGGGCCUUUAUCCUAUGCUUGUAUGCAAUUAUCCACCACCAAUGGGUUAAAAGCCUUUUCCUACUCCUUAAAUGUCUCAGGCCAUACACUUCAAUGCAUGCAUACAUCCUGCUGUGAUGACAACUUAACCACUCACAAUGUGAUACCAGUGAGGUGGUGCAUAGUGUAUGACCUGGAGAAAGGAAGACCUAGUUAAAAUCUAGCCUUGGACACUUCCUGGAGCUAUGACCCUGAGCAAGUCACUUUAGGUCUGUUUCCUUCAGUUUCCUUAUCUGUAAAAUGGGGAUAAUCAUAGCAUUUCUCUCCCAGAUUUGUCAUGAAGACCAAAGGAGUAGAUAAUUGUCAAGCAUUUAGCAAAGUAUCUGGCACAUAGUAAGUGGUAUUUAAAUAUUAUCUGCAAGUAUUAUUAUUAUUACAACAAUGAAAACAACUACUGCUCCUUUUCUUCCUCCUCCUACUACCUCUACUACUACAUAUUUCACCUGCCUACUUCAAUUACAAAAUAUGUACUUUAAUUUUUUUAUGUUUAAAUGUCAAAAUGUAUUUUUUCACAACUUUUGAGAAGUUGAUUCCAUUCCUUCAAAAAAGUCUAGAAUAUGGACAAAAUGCCAAGAAAAAUUAGACAGUAGCUUAUGCCAAAAACAAAAAUAUACAUCUGAUGUAUACAAACUUUAAAAAGCAAUAUUGCAGGCAGUAUGAAUAUAAAUUACAUUUAAAAUAUUUUUAAAUGACAUAGCUACAAACUUAAAUUAUGGUAAAAUAAUAAUCACAUCUUUAAUGAAAUAUAUUUACAUAUUCAGUCAGUGUCUUAGUUCCACAAGUUAGAAAAGGAGAUGAAUUUAAAGAUACCCUUGCUUAUAAUACAAGUUAAAAUAUUUGAACGGCCAUGUGAUUUUUAAAAAUACAGCAAGAACUUACAUCACUAUUUGCAUCUUAAUCUUCCUAUGGUGUUAAGGAAGUGCAUUACCAUUGUUACAAGUAAAAAAAAAAACCUACCAAGGAAACUAGACAGCAAUUUAGCUGCUGAAAUUAUACUAGAUUCCCUAGCAAAAUGAAGAAAUGCGCCUCAGUUUGGAGGCAUUUUGCUCCCUUAGCCUUUAGUUCAUAUUUAACAAAGUACGGAAAAGAAAGGCUAACAUGCAGGGUGUCCCAAAGUCCUUGGUGGUGUUUUAAAGCUAUUAAAGCAGCACCAAGACUUUUGGGACACCCUGCAGACUCAUAGCUGCAGUUAUAACUCACAACUCACCUAGCUUUACUUCUCAGAGCACUUUCCAUAAUCACACAUAAAACAAGGCAAAAGAAAAUUAAAUAAAAUCUGUCAUUAAUACAGGAAAAAAUUCUUCAAAGUACCCAUAUUCCUUCUUUUUAGGAACUCCCACAUUAUUCAUUCACAGAGAAUUUAGUACUUUGUGCAAGUUUUUUUUUUAUUUUAAUGUUAUUCCAAACUCAUCCAAUGUAGACUUAAAAAAAUAACUUACCUAGAAAUUGAAAAUGCAAUCUAAAGUAAAUACCCCCUUUGUAGCAGUAACUCUCUUUUAAGUGGAACACUUAAGCUAUAUCCUCAAUUUUGUAUCUGAUCAUUUGCAAUUAAAAAAAUUUCCAAUUCCACUCUUUCAGGCCUCACAACAAUCCUGUUUAGUGAUAAUACCACUAACAUGCUAUUAUAUCAAUUUGAUAGAAAUGAACAUUAGUGCUCUGUUAGUGCUAGUAUAGAAUGAUGUAAAUUCAAACAAGUUAUAAAAAUAAAGUUUAACAAAACUUUCA
This is a messenger RNA of Trichosurus vulpecula (common brushtail), 3798 nucleotides long. RefSeq names its product cytochrome P450 2C19-like. Lineage: Eukaryota; Metazoa; Chordata; Mammalia; Diprotodontia; Phalangeridae. The transcript is spliced from 9 exons. Gene Ontology annotation, molecular function: heme binding; iron ion binding; oxidoreductase activity, acting on paired donors, with incorporation or reduction of molecular oxygen, reduced flavin or flavoprotein as one donor, and incorporation of one atom of oxygen. The record is from RefSeq and is a predicted model, not a curated record. The coding region runs from base 130 to 1641 and encodes 503 amino acids. Gene Ontology annotation, biological process: xenobiotic metabolic process. Gene Ontology annotation, cellular component: intracellular membrane-bounded organelle; cytoplasm.